UGACAAUGAGGAGGGACAGUGUGUGGCAUGGAUGCUUACUACUUUAUCUUGGUUUAAAGUUCACAAAGGUUUUUAUUUGUGAGUAAAACCACAUAGUUCUUUCAAAGAACUCAAGCAUGACAAAAAAGCAUCAGAAAGAUGUGCUGGGCUUGCUCACUCCAGGUUGUGCUGUGGAAUGCACUUCCUUGACUGCAAAACUGCUGGUGGCAUGUGAAAUGCUGGAAUCAGGAAGCAUCUUAUUUUUUGCCCUCAUCAUGAUUGUUUCAGAAGCAGAGAAUCCAGUUUCAGGUGUUAUCUUAAGCUGACAAGAAACUCAGACCUGUGAGAGCACCUGUGAAGACAUGUCACACAACGGCAUAACCAACAUGAGGCCCAUGAUGGUGGUCAUAUCCACAGUGGAACAGUGGUUAUCUCUGAAGUCUCUGCUGAAGGAUAACUCUGUGGACAAAAGUCUCAAGGUAACCUUUAGUUCUCUGGGAUCAAAUCAGGUGUGCGACUUGACGGUGGAUGGUCGCUCGAUCAGUUUGCACUAUGCAGACGUAAAAGAAGACGUGACAGAAGAGGCCAUAACCCAGGCAAUAGAUGACUCCUUUAAAUCCUGCACAAAGGGAAUCUGUACAUUUCUGUUGCUGAUCCAAGGUGGACAUUACACAAAGAGCGAAAGAAGAAUGAUAGAGAUACUGCAGGCACACUUUGGAGCUGAAGCUUUAAAUUAUAUGGCAGUGCUCUCUUUGGAAGACGGAAAUGUUGCCGACACAUUGGAGGACGCCCUCAUGGAGCUGAUAAACACAUGUGACGGAAGAUACUGCCGAGUCACAUCAGCUGCAGCGAGGGACAAACUGUGCGCUCUACUGGAGAUGGUCGGCUACAUGCUGAGUGAAAACGGUGUGACUGGCUACACGGAAGCCAUGCUGACGGACGCUAAGAAAAGGAGCACCGAAGACUCAGCCAUGAAGAUGCUGAAACAGAAGGUGCAAGAGGCCGAGGAGAAGGAGCAGGCCUACAGGCAGCUGAUUAAACAACAGGAGGACAGAAGAGCCAAAGAGAUGGUGGCGCUGAGGGAGAAACAUGCUGAGGAAAGAAGGAAGGAAGCAGGUGAAAUAAAGGAAUUCGAGGCAAAAAGAGAGGGCCUGGAAGAGGCUGUGAUAAGCCACAGAGCCAUGCUGCAGGUCCAGAUGAGCGCCGCUGAUGCUGAUGACACGAAGAAGAUUUCACUCAUCCUGUUGGGUCUCUCGGGCAGUGGGAAGUCUUCUGCUCUAAAUCUAAUUCUAGACAGAGCAGGUAAUCAGUACUCAGCUGAUGGGUCUGGUAAUCAGCCCCCUCAAUCCACCGUAUCUUGUGAGAGAAAGGAGGCUUUUGCAGCAGGGAGACAGCUUGUCCUGGUGGACACCCCCGAGCUGUGGGACGAGGACGGGGUGGAAAAUCCGGAGCUGGUCAAGGACUGCUUGGCUUUGUCCCUGCCUGGACCCCACAUCUUCCUGCUCGUGCUCCAGGUGGGGCGCUUCACCCAGGGCGAGUGCGACAUGUUCGGGCACCUGCAGAAGAUCUUCGGACGGGACUUUGCAGAGCACGCCAUCAUCCUUUUUGUCCGCUUGGAUGGCAACCAGCACAGGCCUCAGAAGAUCAAUGAUUAUGUGGCUGGAGGUCAUGCAACCCUCCAGGGUCUCGUCCAGAAGUGUGGCAGUCGUUAUUACGAGCUGAAUGUUUCAAAGUCCCAGAAUGCUCUGAGCUAUCCUCAGGUGAAAGACCUACUGUCAGGAAUCAACAAACUGGUAGCUUCAUACGGUGGUCGCCCCCACUCAGUGAAGAGAUUUUCUAUGCAGGAGCUGCAGGAAAGGAAGAGAGUGAUUGAGGAGAGGAAGGAGGGGGCUUUGGAAGAGAACUACUUAUUGAGAGAAUCUCAAUAAGUAUCAGAUAUCUCUAAUCUCUCAGAGAAGGGGCUUGUUCAAAUAUGUGGAAUCAGUCCUGCAAGGAUUUGCUCUGGACUGAAUUAAUGCAUUGCUCUAUAUUCUUUAUGAUUUGCCUGAAGAAAAUUGCCACUUGGGUUGCCUUAUAUGGUUGAAUGCAUCGACAAUAUAGUAAGUGGACGAAGCUUCCAGGACUUUAAAGUGAAAUCAGUGUAGAAGUUGAACCUGCCAGCAGGGGGCAACUUUAUUCACUUCAUUGGUUGCAAAAAAGUUGCAAAAAAACCAAGAUGGCAACGGUCACAAUGUCAGACUCAAGACUUUAAAAUGUGAGUCACAAACCAAUGGGUGACAUCACUGGUAGCCCCAUCCACUGUGUCUUAAACGGUAUAUGGGGGAAUUUCACAAACCAACCAAUUGAAGGGAAUCAUUGUUCUAUAUAUUUCUAAAGAUUUAAAUAAUAAAUUUAUGUUAAGCAUACAUGCACUGAAUGUAAGCCAAGGUUUGAUAGCAAAUUUGAAGUGAUCAUAAAAUUUUGAAUUGUGAAUAAGAAACAUCAGUGGUGGUGGUGGAGGUGUUAGGUGGGGUGAUUUUCCAGAUGGAAGUGAAGACCAGAGUGCAUUAGGAAUUAUUGCUAUCUAUGUUUAUAAGCAGACAGGGGAGGAAAAGAAGUACAGCUGCACAUUUUAUUUGGACAUUGGUGUGAGACCUUAUCUGACAAGUUUAUGAGAUUUACUGGUUGACAACUCGAUUGCCUCACAGUAACAUCCUUAAACACGGUCCUUCAGAUGAACUCAGUUGCCAACAAAUUGAUGCAACUGUGUAAAAACAACCAUGUUGAUGCCAAAUGUUUAGAUAGCAGUCAUUGUGUAACAACUUAGUGUGCCGUAAUGUAACUUCACAUUUUAAUGGUGAUUUGUUAAUUGCAGUUAGUCUGCCCAAUAACUGUUUGUGUUGAUCUUCCAUCUCUUUAUCUUUGUUAUCUUUAUUAUCUUUGUUAUUCUGCUUCAUCCGAUGAUU
Molecule: messenger RNA, 2924 nt
Organism: Scatophagus argus
Lineage: Eukaryota; Metazoa; Chordata; Actinopteri; Scatophagidae
Product: GTPase IMAP family member 8-like
Exons: 3
Coding region: 342-1907 (521 amino acids)
Molecular function (GO): GTP binding
Source: RefSeq, a predicted model, not a curated record